AUGGAUGCUUCAGAUUUUGAUAUCAGAUUUAAUUGUGGAGCUUAUACAUAUACCUCAGAUCAAUUUAAUCAAAGUACUUUGGAAUCAAUUUAUGCAUGUGGUCAGAAUUUUAUAAGACUUAAAAAUUCUGGAGAAAGUCAAUAUAAAGUCGCUAACAAAUUUGGAUUGAUAGUCCUGGUAUUUGCUUUGAGUAUGAUGUUUGUUCAGCUAUAG
Molecule: messenger RNA, 213 nt
Organism: Lodderomyces jiufengensis
Lineage: Eukaryota; Fungi; Ascomycota; Pichiomycetes; Serinales; Debaryomycetaceae
Exons: 1
Coding region: 1-213 (70 amino acids)
Source: RefSeq, a predicted model, not a curated record